AUGGUGUUGGUGGUGUUCUCCGAGUACAUGCGCGUCAUGCGGCGCCUUCAGGCAGAGUACCUGCUCGAGCCGGCGGGCUCCCACGGCGUCUGGGGCCUGGACGACUUCCACGCUCUCCCCUUCCUGUUCGGGUCCGCCCAGCUGGUGGGUCUCGAGGCCGAGGUGCCCACCAGCGAGGUGUACCACGAGGGGAUAGUGCGGCGAUACGCAGACCGCUUCCUGUACGUGGACGCCAUCCGCGCGGUGUUGGAGGCAAAGCGGGGCGCGCCCUUCCACGAGACGUCGCCGAUGCUCUACGACAUCACCGCCGUGCCAACGUGGCAGAAGACGCAUAACGGGCUCGUGCGGAUGUACCGGGCCGAGGUCCUCGGGAAGUUCCCGGUCAUCCAGCACUUUCUGUUCGGCCCCACGCUCCCGUGGCCCGGCGAUGAGCCUUGA
This is a messenger RNA of Prorocentrum cordatum, 438 nucleotides long. The record is from the annotation of a GenBank genome assembly. Lineage: Eukaryota; Dinophyceae; Prorocentrales; Prorocentraceae.